Messenger RNA from Solanum pennellii, 954 nucleotides. RefSeq names its product adenylate isopentenyltransferase 5, chloroplastic-like. NCBI's taxonomy places the organism in Eukaryota, Viridiplantae, Streptophyta, Magnoliopsida, Solanales, Solanaceae. The record is from RefSeq and is a predicted model, not a curated record. Gene Ontology annotation, molecular function: tRNA dimethylallyltransferase activity. Gene Ontology annotation, cellular component: mitochondrion. The transcript has 5 exons. Gene Ontology annotation, biological process: cytokinin biosynthetic process; tRNA modification. The coding region runs from base 1 to 954 and encodes 317 amino acids.
AUGGGGGCCACAGGAAAGGGAAAAUUCCGUCUCUCUGUUGACCUUGCCACACAUUUUCGAGGAGAAAUAAUAAACUCGGAUAAAAUGCAAGUUUACAAGGGACUUGAGAUUGUUACAAACAAGAUCUCACACACUGAGAAAAAAGGUGUACAACACUAUAUGUUAGAUCCUGUGUUCAUGUUCAAAUAUAAGUAUGAUAGUUUCUUUAUUUGGAUUGAUGUUGAGCAAUCAGUCUUGAACCGUGGAGUUGACAUGAGGGGUGAUCAAAUGGUCAUAGCAGGGCUAGCGGAUGAGUUGCGACAGAUUUUCAUUCCAGAUGCAGUCUACACCAAAGAAAUCCGACAGUCCAUCGGUGAAUUUGAACCAGAUUCAGACUUCACAGCUGAAGAUUUUUGUUUGCAAGCUAUCAUCUAUAUAGAAAAAAUACUGAAGAGUCAACGUGUUCAAAUUAUUGUUGGAGGGUCAAAUUCGUAUAUCGAAAAACUUGUGGAAGAUCCUGUGUUCAUGUUCAAAUAUAAGUAUGAUAGUUGCUUUAUUUGGAUUGAUGUUGAGCAAUCAGUCUUGAACCGUAGAGUUGACAUGAGGGUUGAUCAAAUGGUCAAAGUAGGGCUAGUGGAUGAGGUGCGACAGAUUUUAAUUCCAGAUGCAGAUUACACCAAAGAAAUCCAACGGUCCAUCGGUGUCCCUGAAAUGGACAGAUACUUAAGGGAAGAAACAUAUAUAGAUGGAGAUGAUGAAUCAAAGCAGAUGAUUCUUCAAGCUUCAAUUUCAAGUAUCAAGCGUAAUACUCGUAUGUUAAUUUGUAACCAACUUGACAAGAUUCAACGAUUCAUAAGCGAGAAAAUGUGGUCAGUGCAUCAUAUUAUUGCUACGGACGUUUCCAAAGAAGAUAUAGAAGAAGAUCUUCACGAAGCAUGGAGGAAUACUGUUUUGCAACCAUUCCUAGAUAUUUGA